UUCAUUCCUUUGUAUCCCACUCAAUAAAUAAAAAUGGCAGGGAAAGCAGCACAAGAAUAAAGUUAGAUGCGAGAUGUGCAAGGCUUGUGUAUUUGACGCAUUCCCUGUUAGAAAUCAAAUCUGUUUAGAUGGAGGUUCUUACAUGCUAAAUUUUAAAGGCAGCAAGGAGUCAAAAUCAAUCCAUGUCGCUUCAAAUCCAUUGCAAACGUUUUGCACUGAACUCUGAGCUUCGGUUGCACGUCAUUUGUUAUCGAUCACUUACCAAAUCUGUUAAGCAUGGCCAACAAACAAAUCAAGAAAGAAUUAAAUAGAGCAUGUGCUGAAUGCAAAGACCGAAGCAUCGUGAAAAUAAUAAACAAAAAUAUCGAGCAAGUAGAAGAUUGUGAAAAAAUCACAUAUCAGCAUGUUUGUUCCUCCUGCGAUCAUCUCAUAGCUGAACAUGAAUAUAACUUUACAGUGGUGGAUUUCGAACAAGAAUAUGAAAUGAAUUGUAUAUUGUGUGGAACUGGACAAGAUCAUGUGGACGCUUUUCAUCCGAAAUAAAAACAAUUCAAACGAAUCACUAUUAUUACAUUUUGUCAAAAAUUUUAAAAAAAUUUACAAAUAAUAUUUUAUACAACA
This is a messenger RNA of Hydractinia symbiolongicarpus, 621 nucleotides long. Its product is annotated as protein Churchill-like. Gene Ontology annotation, biological process: fibroblast growth factor receptor signaling pathway; multicellular organism development; positive regulation of DNA-templated transcription. NCBI's taxonomy places the organism in Eukaryota, Metazoa, Cnidaria, Hydrozoa, Anthoathecata, Hydractiniidae. The record is from RefSeq and is a predicted model, not a curated record. The transcript has 3 exons. The coding region runs from base 277 to 543 and encodes 88 amino acids. Gene Ontology annotation, molecular function: zinc ion binding.